Molecule: messenger RNA, 993 nt
Organism: Paraphaeosphaeria sporulosa
Lineage: Eukaryota; Fungi; Ascomycota; Dothideomycetes; Pleosporales; Didymosphaeriaceae
Product: putative 3-oxoacyl-reductase
Exons: 2
Coding region: 1-993 (330 amino acids)
Source: RefSeq, a predicted model, not a curated record
AUGGGCGGAUUCUUAGGAUUCUGUUAUCGUCAAUUGACGUUCAAGCCCAAAAGCCUGCCUACAACCAUUUCGCUGGAGGGAAAAACAGCGCUUAUCACGGGUGCAAACAGUGGUCUUGGCCUUGAAGCUGCGCGUGAGCUAGUUGCACACAAGUUGUCGCGCCUUAUUAUCGCUGUGCGAGAUGUUUCCAAAGGCGAGGCUGCGAAGAAAUCUAUCCUGGAAUCGACAAAAUCUACUUGCGAGAUCGAAGUCUGGCCUCUGGAUUACGACUUCUAUGAUAGUAUCAUCGAAUUCCAAAAACGAAUCGAAGGCCUAGAUAGGCUUGACUACGCCCUUCUAAACGCUGGUGUCAAAAUGAUGCACUACAGUACAAGCCCACUUGGCCACGAAACGAAUGUCCAGAUCAAUCAUCUGGGUACGUCGGCCGUUUCCCUGGUAGUGCUUCCUACCCUCAAAAGGACGGCUCAAAAGCUUAAUUCUCCCGUCCGGCUGACCAUCGUUUCCUCUGAAGGCCAUUUCUGGAUCCCUUUCAAAGAGCGGACGGCAGACAACAUUUUGAAGCGAAUGAAUGACCAGGAGACCUUUGGAACGCAAAUGCAGAGAUACUACACCACUAAGCUAUUGAACGUCCUUUGGACGCGAGAGCUGUCAAGCAAAGUUCCAGCAGGGACCAUUAUAAUCAACACGGUCAAUCCAGGUUUCUGUUACUCUGGUCUUCAUCGGCAUGAGAGUUCGGGCAUAAUCAAGAUAUUCCUGUGGAUGUUUGGUUGGUCUAGCGCUGAAGGUGGCUAUUGCCUCACGAACGCGCUCAUUCAGCAGGAGAAUUCGCAUGGGAAGUAUCUCAGCGAACAACGACAGACACCACCUUCGCCAUUUGUGUUGUCGUCGGAGGGGCAAGAUGUACAGCAGAAGGUAUGGCGCGAAACGAUAGCUCUUCUAAAGGAGGAAGCACCGGGCCUCGAUAGCUCUGCCGUAUCGCCCAACAUUGCAUGA